Macrosteles quadrilineatus (aster leafhopper) is the source of this 739-nucleotide messenger RNA. RefSeq lists its product as uncharacterized. Gene Ontology annotation, molecular function: transmembrane receptor protein tyrosine kinase activator activity; protein binding. The record is from RefSeq and is a predicted model, not a curated record. NCBI's taxonomy places the organism in Eukaryota, Metazoa, Arthropoda, Insecta, Hemiptera, Cicadellidae. Gene Ontology annotation, biological process: positive regulation of MAPK cascade. The transcript has 5 exons. Gene Ontology annotation, cellular component: terminal bouton. The coding region runs from base 80 to 709 and encodes 209 amino acids.
CAUGGACCGCUGGGGAGACGGAGGCUAGGCGCCCAUGCGUUCCUCAUGUAGUAUUAGCACUGACUUCUUCUAGUGAGCGAUGAGUGCAGCCUGGAAGUACGGAGCCGUGGCGCUAACACUAGUCGCACUUCUUACUUUGACCGACGGCUCCUUGUUACUCCACAACCGUCCACAGCACUCUUCGGCGGAACAGUGGCUUGUCCUGUCCUCAGGAUUGCCGCCUCCACCCGCGCCCGCGGGAGCGGCCAGUCCCGACCCGGCCUUGGACCUCCGGCGGCGGAGAUCUCCCUGGAGGAAGCGGUCGACGGAGGGCGGGGGGCGACUCGCCCGGCUGUACACUCGCUCUCGCCGUGGCAACGUACAAUACGAGAUGCAUCAAAUGGGCCCCCACGCACGAGAUAGGCCAUACGAUGUCCCACAGAUUGAUCGGUGGCUGUACCCGCCUGAGGUACCGGGUCCUGUGGUAGGACAUCUGCCUACAGUAGAGUGCCCGCCGGCGGAAGAGGACGGCAUGGAGAGGUUCGCAUGUCCCACACCCGACAGAACCGGAAGGUACCGCUGUAUAGACGAUCACGUCCUCUGCGACGGAUUCAUAGACUGUCCCAGCGGGGAGGACGAGGACAGGCAGGCGUGCAUGUUCUACAAAACGACGAAGGCUCACUUGGAUAUCCUAGCAGACGCGUUGCUGCGAUGGGCCCGCGGCCGCUAACUCCGACCUAGAGACUCUACAUAUAGUGUU